Messenger RNA from Bombina bombina (fire-bellied toad), 2705 nucleotides. It is a transcript of the gene HSD17B14, whose product is annotated as hydroxysteroid 17-beta dehydrogenase 14. The record is from RefSeq and is a predicted model, not a curated record. The coding region runs from base 58 to 888 and encodes 276 amino acids. Gene Ontology annotation, cellular component: cytosol. Lineage: Eukaryota; Metazoa; Chordata; Amphibia; Anura; Bombinatoridae. Gene Ontology annotation, biological process: steroid catabolic process. Gene Ontology annotation, molecular function: estradiol 17-beta-dehydrogenase [NAD(P)+] activity. The transcript is spliced from 9 exons.
GACUGAAAGCAUCUCUUAGUCAGUGCAUUUCAUUCUCUGCAUUGUAAGUGAGGCACUAUGACUUCAGCUGGACCUGAAGCUAACCUGAGAUACCACAACAAGGUGGUUAUUGUUACAGGAGGGACCAAGGGAAUUGGUGAAGCAAUUGUCAAAGUGUUUGUUAAGAAUGGAGCCAAUGUGGUAUUCUGCGCAAAAGAAGAAGCUUCCAGAGUUGUUGAGAAGGAGUUAAAAGAAUAUGGAAUUGGUACUGCUCUGUAUAUCCAGUGUGAUGUUACAAGGGAAGACGACAUUAAGAGGCUGAUUGAGGAGGCAGUGAAGACAUACGGACGAAUAGAUUGUCUCAUCAACAAUGCAGGGUGGCAUCCUCCAGAACAGAAAAUUGAUGACACUACAGCGCAGGAGUUCAGUGAUCUAUUGAACCUGAAUUUGAUUGGCUAUUUCCUGACUGCAAAGUAUGCUCUACCCUACCUAAGGAAAACAGAAGGGAACAUCAUCAAUAUUUCAAGUCUUGUUGGAAAAAUUGGUCAAAAACAUGCAAUUCCAUAUGUGGCGACAAAGGGAGCAGUCACUGCAAUGACAAAGGCAAUUGCUGUUGAUGAGAGCCAAUACAAUGUGAGAGCAAACAGUAUUUCCCCUGGGAACAUAUGGACACCGCUAUGGGAAGAACUCUCAAACCAGUCUACAAACCCUACAGCAAUGAUCCAAGGUGGAGAAGAUGCACAGUUGUUGGGUCGAAUGGGUACAGCUGAGGAGUGUGCGAAGGCAGCUUUGUACUUGGCAGCCGAAGGUACAUUCUGUACAGGCAUUGACCUGCGUCUUACAGGAGGAGCAGAACUGAACUAUGCUAAUAAGAAUCAAAGAAAAACACGCAGCAGCAUUUAUCACUAAUGUAAUACUCUGAGUAGUUUGCAAUAUUCUAAGACUGAUUUUGAAGAUUAAUGAUUUAGUUUUUUUUAUAUCUUUACAAACAAUAUCCAUUUUUUUUACUACUAAUUAAUGCCACUGGGACACUUUUAUAAUUGUUACAAAAGGAACCUAAUUCUUUUUUUUAAUGGGACAUUGAUAUCAAUAUUUUUCUUGUUUACAAGAAAGCAGUUAAACAUUUAACAAAUAUUUGUUUAUAUAAAAAAAAAAAAAAUCUUAAAAUUGAAAAUAAAACAGGAAGAGCAUGUGUAUAACUAUUACCUGCUGUCUGUUGCUCAUUGGCUGAUAGUUACAGCUCACACAGAAAAGUUGAUUCGUCUAUUUUUAAAAGAAACAAAGCACUGCAAUAGAUUUUGAAAUGUUGUUGUUUAGAUGAAACCCCAAAAAUGUGAGUACAGUGCCCUUAAAGAGACAUGAAACCCAAAUGGUUUAUUUCAUGAUUCAGAUAGAGAACCCAAUUUUAAUAAAGCUUACAAUUUACUUAUAUUAUCUAAUUUGUUUCGCUGUAUUUGUAUUCUUUGCUGAAAAACAUACCUAGGUAAGUUCAGGAGUAGCUAUGCACUACCGGAAGCUAGCUGCCGAUUGGUGGCUUAACAUGCAUGCUUCUUGUCAUUGGUUCACCGGAUGAGUUCAACUAGCUCCCAGUAGUGCAUUGCUGCUCAUUCAUCUAAGGUUUCCAAAGAGAAUGAUGCAAAUUUGAUAAUAGAAGUAAAUUGGAAAAGUGUUGAAAAUGGUUCUAAAUAAAAAAAGGAAAAAAAAUGUUUUUAGUUCCCUUUAAAGGGAGUUAAAACCCCAUUUUUUUCUUUCAUGAUUCAGAUAAAGAAUAAUUUUAAACAACACUCAAUUUUACUUCUAUUAUCUAAUUUGCUUCAUUAACUUGGUAUCCUUAGAUGAAGGAGCAUCAUUAUUAGGGUAUCCUUUGUUGAAGAACUAGCAAUGCACAUGGGUGAGCCAAUCACCCAAGGCAUCUAUGUGCAGCCACCAAUCAGCAGCUUACUGAGCCUAUUUAGAUAUGCUUUUCAACAAAGGAUAUCAGGAGCAUGAAGCAAAUUAGAUAAUAGAAGUCAAUUGAAAAUUUGCAUGAUCUUUCUAAUCCAUGUCUCUUUUAGUCAAAUGUAUUAUGUUCAUGCUGUGUAUACCAAAGGGAAAAAAGUCACCUUUGCUUUAAAUACAGAAUGUUGAAUUUUUAUUUUAUAGUAAAACAUUUCUGAAAUGCAAAGGUGCAUUUAUUUUUUAAAACGGUUUUAUUAAAAAAAAAGGUGCAAAAAAAGAAGAAAUAUUAUCUUGAUAUCAAGGUUAUAAACCAAUGGUUAUGAUUAUAUAUUUAUAUAAAUACAUUUCCACAAGAAGUGCACUCUCACCACUAUAAUCAACUGCCAGGGUGCUAGUUGAAUGAAUAAAAGAAAAACAACAGGCUUGCAUUUACUGGACUUUUUCAAUUAUUUUACUUGUGCUGUGACGUUUCGGGGGAUACAUCUUUGAGGAAGGGGAGCUGUCUCCCCCGAAAUGUCACAGCACAAGUAAAAGAAUUGAAAAAGUCCAGUGAGUGCAAGCCUGUUGUUAUAUUAUUUAUAUAUAAAAAUAAUAUUGGCAUCCUUGGUAAAUAUGAGCAAAGAGGGCUGUGAAAAAUUGUCUUUAUUGUUUAACCGUUUGAUCAUUUGUUAAAAAAAAUACUCUGCUCUCAUGGAUAUCAAACAAUUGCAAAAAAAAUGGAUUAUGGAGUAUGUUUUUAUAAUGAUAAUAUGUUUAUGACAUGGUGUUCAUAAAAAGGUUUCACUUUA